AUGGCACCCGCUGCCUCUGCGUCGACCAGCGCCAAAGCCAGUCCCGCCCCCGCCGCUGCUCCCAAGGCGAAGGAAGCCCCCGUCGACCCGGAGGAGCUGAUGAAGGAUGCGUCGACGGCAGACUUGGAGGACGAGGUGACUGAGGGUCCUGCGGCGAAUUGGGAGGUUGCUUACGUCUGGGCGUUUGUUCGCCGCUUCACCAGCCUCGUCGACUUCGAGGAGCAAACCCCCGUCAUGCCGGACGUCAUGUCGUUCGAGCAAGCCCUCCUCGACUGCUCGCCCGCCCCGCCACCCCGCACCUCGCUCCGCAAGAACAAGAAGCCUCUCACUGCCGUCUCUUUCCGCACCGCCGCCAACGGCAACGGCAAGAAGCGCGCCGACUCGCCUGCUGACUCGCUCAGCUCGGUCACCGACUCGGACGAGGACGACGACGAGCUCAAGGCUGCUCGUGACGCCGUCAUGAACGCCCGCGCCGAUGCCGUCGACCCCGUCCCUCCCGUCCUGUCCGAAGACACGCCCGUCCCUCCCUCGUCUCAGAUCGUCCGCGACAUCCUCGACGUCUUUAUCGACAACCUCUCGGACCUGAAAGAGCUGACCGACUACCACGGCAAGAAGACCUGGUUCCACUUUCUCAUCAACUUUGUCACGAACCGGUUCAACGCCGACCCGUACUGGCGCGGUGGGUUGCGGUGGCAGACGAACUUGUUGAGGACGCGCGGGAAGAAGCCCGGACAGGAGAACGAGAAGAACUUUUGGCUCUUGCGCUGGGAGGACAAGAUCCACCUUAUGCGCGUCAUGGUGGACUUCCAGCUCACCAGCACGCCCAAGAUCCGCGAGAUGAUCAAGGAGAACUACGACCUCGGCAACCAGCGGAUCGCCAAGCGCGACCCCGACUCGAACGGCCUCGUCAUCCUCCCCAUCGGCCGCACCCUCUCGCACGUCACUCUUUACCAUAUCGACUCCUCCCCUCGCAUCUACGCCUCCGGCAACCCAUACACCGACAACUCCCCCUGGAUCGCCGUCUCGUCCACUCUCGCAGGCUACAAGGCGUUCCUCAAGACUCUUUCGGCGCCCACCAAGGCGGAUAGGAAGAUGCAAGCUUUGAGGGGUCCGUUUGCGAAGGCUGCGCAUUUGGUGGGCAGGAAAGCGAAGGGCAAGGGCGCGCCGGAGAAGGAGGACAAGAAGAGGGAGGAGAGGAUCACAAGGGCCCGACUCGAGGCGGACUUGCCCGAGAUCCUCGAGUACCAGGAGUACAUGGAAGCCCUCGAGGACCGCAAGCGUCGUGCGGAAGAACGCCUCGCCUCUCGCGAUGCCCGCGUCGCGCGCCAGCUCUCGCGCCUCGGUACCGGCUUCGCGACCCGCUCGUCCCGCCUUCGCACGCGCGACUCGUCCCGCGUCAACUACAACGAGGACUCGCAGGGAGCAGGCGCGGCGGACGUCGACUCUGAGGACGACGAGGAGGGACAGGGACGGAGGAAGAGGCGGCGCAGGGAUGCGGAUGAUGCGUACGACGAGAGCGCGGCGGGGUCUGAGGCGGGAGACAGUGUGGCCGGCAGCAGGAGGUCGAGCCGCAAGCCGGUCAUUCCGGGCGAGCGCCGCUCGGGUCGCUUGCAGCGCAAGGAGGAGCAGUUCGAUGAGGACGAGGAGGAUGGCGGGGAGGAAGAUGAGGCGGUUGACGGCGCAGAGGAGGGCAAGGAGCAGAACGGCGAUGUCGAGGAGGACAAGCCUGCGCUCGCUGCGGAGGCGAUGAACGGCUCGAGCGGCAGCGUCGAGGGACAGACUAUCCCUGCGACGCCGGCGGAGGAGGAGCAGGUCGAGGAGGAGAAGCCCCUCGCCGCGAAGGAGGUCGAGCCCGUUGUCAAUGGCGCGCAGCAGCAGGAGGACAAGGCGAUGGAGGUCGAUGCUCCCGUUGCGCCGUCGGCAUGA
Rhodotorula toruloides NP11 is the source of this 1926-nucleotide messenger RNA. RefSeq lists its product as uncharacterized. Lineage: Eukaryota; Fungi; Basidiomycota; Microbotryomycetes; Sporidiobolales; Sporidiobolaceae. The coding region runs from base 1 to 1926 and encodes 641 amino acids. The record is from RefSeq and is a predicted model, not a curated record. The transcript is spliced from 5 exons.